This is a messenger RNA of Dromiciops gliroides (monito del monte), 2474 nucleotides long. RefSeq names its product cytochrome P450 1A1-like. Lineage: Eukaryota; Metazoa; Chordata; Mammalia; Microbiotheria; Microbiotheriidae. Gene Ontology annotation, molecular function: heme binding; steroid 17-alpha-monooxygenase activity; iron ion binding. Gene Ontology annotation, biological process: progesterone metabolic process; hormone biosynthetic process. The record is from RefSeq and is a predicted model, not a curated record.
CAACAUUCCCUGUUCUUUAAUUCUUCUAGCAACUGAUUCUUUUUCUUAUCUUGCCUCCCGCCUCUUUUUCGUUAUUCCUGGCUUGGCUCCGCCCUCCCCAUCAGCCCUAAAUGGUUGUUUUCCUAGACCCCUGCCGACCCCAAAGUUAGUCAGUUCUUCUCUGACCUCCCCUCGUCAGUUUCUCGGGUAGUCCUCUCAUCCUACACUUCUUGGAUCGCUGAAAUCAGGAAGGAAGCUGCGCGACAGGUCUAGGAGCCCCUUACUGCAAGUGCUUUACCUCCCCAAAAUGAUGGUUGAUCUGGAAAUCACUUCUAAGGAGGUGACUUUUUCUCUUUUAGCUUUGGUGACAGUUUUUGUUUUCAUAAGAGCACUAAGAAACAGGAACAAAAAGCAGAUGUCUCCUCCAGGCCCAUGGACAUUCCCCAUCAUAGGGAAUCUUCUUCAACUCGGAGAUCAUCCUUAUCUUACAUUUAUGGAGAUGAGGAAGAAAUACGGUGAUGUAUUUCUUAUCAAACUGGGAAUGGCCCCUGUGGUUGUGGUGAAUGGUGCAGAAAUGGUGAAGAAAGGCUUGCUCAAAGAUGGAGAGAAUUUUGCUGGCAGACCCCACCUGCAUGCAUUUUCUUUCUUUGCUGAAGGCAAAAGUCUUUCAUUUUCAGUGAACUAUGGAGAGAGUUGGAAGAUCCAUAAGAAAAUUGCCAUAAAUGCCUUAAAGUCCUUUUCCAAAGCAGAAGCAAAAUCCUCCACCUGCUCUUGUAUUCUGGAGGAACAUGUCACUGAAGAAGCUUCUGAAUUGGGUCAAAAUUUUCAUGAGACUACUCAUCAAAGCAAGGCAGCUUUGACCCUAAGUUCCCUUACUUGUGCUGUUGCUAAUGUUGUCUGUGCGUUAUGCUUCGGCAAGAGGUAUGACCACUUUGAUGAGGUAAUUUCUCAGCAUUAUUAAAACGAAUGAAGAUUCCUAAAAGCCACCAGUGCAGCGAACCCAGCUGAUUUUCAUCCAUCAUGUUUUCGAUACCUUCCACUGCAUAUAAAUGCUCCCCGUGAAGUUUUAUUGUCAACUAAAAUCAGUUUUAUUGGACAGCAUGUAAAGACCAUAUUACCCACGUAUGAUAAGAAUCAUCUCAGAGAUAUCACUGAUGCUCUGGUUAGUAUAUGUCACGACAAAAGUUCCACAGCGAAAACUGCUACCUUAAGUGACAGUGAAAUCAUAAGUACUGUAAGUGACAUCUUUGGAGCUGGGUUUGAAACAGUUUCAGGAUUUCUAAAUUGGAGCUUCCUCUACCUGAUUUACUACCCAGAAGUACAAGCAAAAAUCCAUGAAGAAAUUGAUGGAAAUAUUGGCCUUAAACCUCCCAGAUUUGAAGACAGAAAGAAUUUACCCUACACAGAAGCUUUUAUUAAUGAAGUCCUCAGACAUUCCACAUUUAUUCCAUUUACUAUCCCUCACUGUACUACUACGGAUGCUACUCUCAAUGGAUAUUUCAUUCCUCGGAAAACCUGUGUGUUUUUUAAUAUGUAUCAAGUAAACCAUGAUGAAACUCUUUGGGACAAUCCUGACACAUUCCAACCUGAGAGAUUUCUAAAUGAAAAUGGCAAGCUGAAUAAAAGUGUGGUUGAGAAAGUUCUAAUUUUUGGAAUGGGCAUCAGGAAGUGCUUGGGAGAAGAUGUUGCUCGAAAUGAGGCUUUUGUCUUUAUUGUCAGUAUCCUGCAGCAGCUAGAAUUGAAGAAAUGUCCAGGAGCCCAGCUAGAUUUAACACCUACAUAUGGAUUAGUCAUGAAGACCAAACCUUAUCAACUCAGAGCAGAGCCUCAUUUCCUGGUGAAUUCCUCAAUUUAGUUUCUAAAUUGAGUUAAAAGAAUCUAUUAUAUAAUUCAGAAAAAAAAUCACCGAAUGCAAUAUACCCAGGUAAUUUGAAGAGGAAAUAAUUCAAUCCAGGAGCCUUGCUAUAAGUUCCAUUUAGGGUUCAUUAUCCCUUUUUGGGAAAUGAAGACAUAGUCAUAUACAUCAUUUAUAAAACUGUGCAAAUACAUCCUGACCCCAUGCCCAGAUGUGUGGUCUAAGUGAUAAGGAUUAAAGAAAGUCAGAAAAGGGAGAAAUCAGAAUAGGCCAGAAUAAUCCAAGAAGGUUUCAUCCACAUGGAAGGGACUUGAGUUGCUCUCAAGAGUAGGCAUCAGACAAACAUAGAAAAUGGGAAGAGGGUAUUUUUAAUUGAAGAAUAUUAGAAAUUAUUUCAAAUAAUAGAUUACAAGGAUUUUGUGAGGAUCAAAUGAUAUGUGUGUAAAAUAUCUUGCAAUAUUUAAAAAUUGUUAUUUUUAUCUUCAUUAUUAUUAUUAUCAUCACAUCAUUGCCAACAUCAUCAUUGCUUUUAUUCACUGAUUUAGAGAUCACAAUUCAUUGUAGUAAAAAUCACGUGCCUGGACCUCUACAUAGUCUAACUUCAGUAAUUCUCUGUGAUUAAAUGAGAUAAUGUACAAAA